ACUACCGCAUCCAUGUAAAGGUGUGCGGCACAGUUAAAGGGAAGCUCACUUAACUGAGCUCCACAGCGCGAAAAUCAAGUUCAGUUGCACUCAGUUCGUCGUUGCGUGUGAUACCUGCUACAUUGAGUAAUUAUCUCUCAGUACCUUUAUAAAAAAGCCAACCGACAUAAAAAUGAGCUCUUCGCAGUAUUAUCCAUUCCAAUGCACACCGACCGUCUAUCCGGCGGAUCCGUUCGAUGCCAACGAAGAUGCCGGUACGCUCCGUACCGCGAUGAAGGGUUUCGGUACCGACGAGAAGGCCAUCAUCGAGGUGCUGGCCCGCCGUGGCAUCGUCCAGCGUCUGGAGAUUGCUCAGGCGUUCAAGACCUCGUUCGGCAAGGAUCUGAUCAGCGAUCUGAAGUCGGAGCUGGGCGGCAAGUUUGAGGACGUGAUACUGGCGCUGAUGACCCCGCUGCCCCAGUUCUACGCCAAGGAGCUGCACGAUGCCAUCUCGGGCAUCGGUACGGACGAGGAGGCGAUCAUCGAGAUUCUGUGCACGCUGUCCAACUACGGCAUUCGCACGAUCGCCGAGUUCUACGAGCAGAUGUACAACGUUUCGCUCGAGUCGGAUCUGAAGGGUGAUACCAGCGGUGCAUUCAAGCGGCUGUGCGUAUCGCUCGUGCAGGGUAACCGUGACGAGAACAAUGGCGUCGAUGAGGGUGCAGCGGCGGCCGAUGCGCAGGCCCUGUUCGAGGCCGGCGAGGGCCAGUGGGGUACGGACGAGUCCGUGUUUAACCAGAUUCUGGUGACGCGCUCCUACCAGCAGCUGCGCGCCGUGUUCGACAUCUACGAGAGCCUCGCCGGCCACACGAUCGAGGAUGCGAUCAAGCGCGAAUUCAGCGGUGCUAUCGAGGAGGGCUUCAAGGCCAUCGUUCGUUGCGUCCGUUCGAAGGUUCAGUACUUUGCCAAGCGUCUGCACAACUCGAUGGCUGGCCUGGGCACGAACGAUAAAACGCUGAUCCGCAUCAUCGUCAGCCGCUCGGAGAUCGAUCUCGGCGACAUCAAGGAAGCGUUCCAGGAGAUGUACGGCAAGUCGCUCGAGUCAUGGAUCAAGGGUGACACCUCGGGCGAUUACAAGCGUGCCCUGUUGGCAAUUUCCGGCUACCGGUGAAUGGCGUUAGCGUUGCGCGAGUUAAAAGGGCAAUGCUAAAACUGCAUGCAAACAUCACCUCAAUUUUACUAAAUAACGUACCAAGUGGAAUGAACACAUAGUGUUUGUCAGGAGCUGUCUGACAACGGUUUUUACCUAUCGCCACCAGCCACCAUCGAUUUUACCGAUGGGUGGAUUUUUGAUUUUCUUCUUUCUGCUCACACAAGAAACCGCAAACACGUGAAAAGAGACAGCAGUUGCUUUGUAAUUGUUAGUAAAGAAUAUCGUUUAAAGUAGGCAGUUUGUAUCACACAUCUAUCUUUAGUGGACGCGUAAUCUCGCGAAGGUUAACUCUCUCUCUCUCUCUCUAUUUUUCAUCUCAAACCACCGUUAAUUCCAUUACAUGCAGCUCUUAUCAGCUAUUAUUACAUAUUCCUUUUUAAUUUGUAACACAUACUUAUUACUGCACCGCCAAUAGUGUCCUAUCGUGCGUGCCUUAGUAGUUAAAAUGUGUGCACAUCCGCACACACCUGCCAAAUUGUGUAGCCAAAAUGCUUUGAAAUCAAUUGAUCGUUUCAUAAAAAUGUCAUAGCAUACAUAAAAAAAGUUACUUAAACAGCUGUUUAAUUCGUUUUUAGUUUACGAAAUAGUAUUUCUUUUGUUUCUUUCCAUACGCAAACUCAUUGUUCACUGUGUAGUAGAUUUGUUACGCGCCGCUAUUCCUAUACCCACUGUUGUGUACUGUUGAAUAAAUACUACUAUUAUCUAAAUUUGA
Molecule: messenger RNA, 1904 nt
Organism: Anopheles merus
Lineage: Eukaryota; Metazoa; Arthropoda; Insecta; Diptera; Culicidae
Product: annexin B9-like
Exons: 6
Coding region: 173-1150 (325 amino acids)
Cellular component (GO): cytoplasm
Molecular function (GO): calcium ion binding; calcium-dependent phospholipid binding
Source: RefSeq, a predicted model, not a curated record